AUGAAAGGAAAGGUUGGUAUCAUGGCCAUAAAACACGGAAACCAAAUAGUUUAGGUAAAAUGUGCAAAUUUCUUGUGCCUCGGUCAUUUUAUAAAAUCAGACUUCUUUGUCGAUAAAAGAAAUUGGUUUGAAGCGACGAGAUCAUUGCAACUUCGUGACGUUGCCAUCGGUGCAGCUGUUGAAAAUUCAAUUGUGCACAUAACAAGACUGAGUGAAACUCAUUUCUACUCGCUAAUCUUGUAAAUUGAUUUUCAGGGUAAAGGCAAAGGAAAAGGAAAAGGGAAAGGGAAGGCUUCUGCUGAAACAGAUAAUCAGAGCUCAAAAAAGGAUUUUAAUGGUACAGCGAAUGAAACAGUCACCAAACUGCGGUGUCUUGAUGUUUUUGCCGGCUGCGGCGGUGAGUGAAAAUUUUGCGAAAGAGUUACUGUCUGUAGGCGUAUUGCCAAAUGGUUUAUUGUCGGCAUCUGUAUUUGUCCCAGGUCUGUCAGAGGGUCUUCAUGAAGCAGGCGUGGCUGAGUCCUGUUGGGCCAUUGAGAAGGAGGAGCCUGCAGCAAGUGCCUUCAGUUUGAACAAUCCCGGAUGUACUGUGUUCACUGACGACUGUAACUCUCUGUUGAAGCUUGUGAUGGAUGUAAGCCAAGUCAUGUGAUCAUCUGGUUUACUGUUGUUUCGAUACAAAGUCGUUUCGAUGCAGGUCUAUUAGAUGCAUCGGCAAAGUAGAAAAACGUUGAAAAGUCGUGUCGGUACGACUUCAGUUUGUAUCGAAACGACUUUGUAUGGAAACGACCAGACUCUGAUCAUCUAUUGAUCGCAAUUGAACGCUUUGUUGUUGAUGAGAGAUGUAUUUAUUUUGAAUGAAGCACAAGUGCCAAAGCUAUUUGCUAGAGUUUCAAUUUUAUUGCCUUUGCAUUCUCAGGGUGAAAAGAAGAAUCCAAAAGGACAGACACUACCCCAGAAGGGAGAUGUAGAGCUGUUGUGCGGCGGCCCCCCCUGCCAAGGAUUCAGUGGAAUGAACCGUUUCAGUUCAAGAGACUACUCCAAAUUUAAGGUGAACAACAAAUCUAAUUCAAAUACAUACAGUCAUCUAGUAUCAACGAGAGUUCGCUGACCAUUUACGCGCCGUCCGGAAAGUAUCACUGUUGUCAUGGUGCAUGAGGGAAACAGAAAAAAAUCUUAUUGUAUACAUGUUACGUUACACUUGUUGGUCUGGUUGCUCUUUCAAUCCCACGUUUAAUUGUUUCUUUUUGUAGAAUUCUCUGGUGGCAUCUUACCUCAGUUACUGUGAUUACUAUCGGCCGAAGUUUUUCAUUUUGGAAAAUGUUCGCAACUUUGUGUCAUUCAAGCGAAGCAUGGUGCUGAAAUUAACUCUACGAUGCCUUCUUAAGAUGGGAUAUCAGGUUAGUUGGUUACCAGGUUACCACGGAUUUUUAUAAAUCUCCCCCCUUGAUUAAUAUUGUUAGUUUUAUGCCCCGUCUGGUCAUCGCACUGUUCGACUGGAAAAGAACUGCUUAGUUUACUCAGUUAAUAAGUUUCUUCUUCCGGUGAAAAAGCAACUAUUAGGUCAUAUUUUUCAAUCCUGUUUAUAAUGAGACCUUUUCUCUGAAUCCCUGUUUUUUCUGCAUGUGACUGGUUACGCACAUUUACCUGUUCCUUUGGCAAUAGAGUGUAUUUCAUUUAAAUUUUCCUUGACUCGCUCUACAAUUUAUCUUGGAUGAAAUUACAGAGAGUUUUCACUGAAAUAUACUCUAGGGUGUUCUACCAUUUCCUUAGUGAUUUUCACGCCAUCCUCACAAGCCUAAACGCGCAAACAAAAAUCGGAUUAAUAUCAGUAUCUGGGAAACUGCCCACCUACCCCUCCCCUAACCCAACAUUAACCUUAAGUUGUUGUCAAUUGACUGUUGUUGAGUUAGGGGAGGGGUAGGUGGGCAGUUGCCCAGAUACUGAUAUUGAUCCCGAAAAUCGAUGGCGACUUUCCCAAGCGAAUUUUCCAGUUCAGUUCGCCUGAUAACCCAUUCACACCAGCUAAACAUAUUGAGUCAAACCGGGUUUAAUGUCAUCGAGACACAAAGAAAUGAAUCUUCUAUGGAAUACAUUGAUUCAUUCACGCCGGUUAUCGCUAACUUGUAUUUUCAAUGUCACGGUGCUACAUUUAAAGUCGACAAGCAUCGGUUUAGGCAGCUUCUAUAAAGAAAUAUUGUAAACUGUGUUUAACGAAACAUUUUUAAGCUUUGGUAUGAAUAGGACGUGAGUUUUAUUUGGCUCGGUUGUGGUUACUUUGGCUCUGUUAAGGGGUGUUACCAUGGUCAAUUGACACCGUUACUUUCUUGUUUACUUUCUGUGCAGUGUACAUUUGGUGUCCUACAGGCUGGUUGUUAUGGCGUUCCACAGACUAGGCGGAGGUGAACUAAGACUUUUCAUUUUUUAUCAAAAUCAUUUUUCAUUCUCUACGUUUUGGGUUGUUUCUAUUCUUGGUGAAAUGUUACACCAUUGCCAGCUUAAUUAAAUGAUGAAGAGAUGUUCUCAAUCAACACAUCAAUCCAUUGGUGGAACGUCGUGAAUGGUAACGUGUUAAACUUAAACGUUGUUGUUGUUGAUUAUGAAGUUUGUACGUCUGUGUAUUUGCUAGCGUGAAUUAGAGGGUGUGUUUUAAACUUGCUUUUAUGUAAUAUUUCAGGGCCAUUAUUAUGGCAGCUGCUCCAGGUGAAGUGUUACCGCUGUACCCUGAGCCGACACACUGCUUUUCUCCUCGGGCCAUUCAACUCACGGUCAUGGUGGACGAUAAGAAAGUAAUUACAUCUUGCACUGAUUAAUUUUUAUGUGACAAAAUACAGUGCACUGUGCCUCCCUAACCUCCAGCGCCUUUGUCUCUUUUUUCCAGUUCCAAUCGAACAUUACUCGGCUAUCGUCGGCUCCCUACCGAACAAUCACUGUACGGGACGCCAUGUCAGAUCUUCCGGAGAUAAGGAAUGGCGCGUCUAAUGAUGAGAUCUCUUACAAUGGCGAUUCGAUUUCUCAUUUUCAAAGACAAGUAAGAGUUUUGACACUUUCUCCUCUAUGUUGUAUGCAUUUCACACCUACACUUUUUUAGUUGUAUUGAGUUUAAUAAAGGAAAGUUUUCAACAAGUGUGGAAAAUUGAAACAUGAUUAAUUCAUGAAGAUAGAGCAAGUUUUCAACCAGUCACAGACCAACCUGAACAGUAAGUCCAGAUCUUGAUUUAAGGCAGUUUAAUUUUUUUUAAAUAUAUGAAUUUCUCUCUUACUUUCUUAGUUUGUAUUACCUAAAGAAAAUAAAACUUAUUAUUCCAAGGCUUCUCAAUGAGAAUAAUUUACAUGGCAACAGAGGACUCUGUCCAAACGAAGGAAAUCGUACAGAGAUUUCCCUAUGCAUGAUGAGGCAUGCAAUACUGUUACACCCACAUUUGAGAAUUGUGUGCAACAUUCGUUUAUUACUUCUCAGAUGCGCGGCCGUCAAGAUCAGCCAGUUCUUCGAGAUCACAUUUGUAAGGAAAUGAAUCCUCUCGUUGCUGCACGCAUGCGUCACAUUCCUACUGCCCCAGGAUCAGACUGGAGAGAUUUGCCGAAUAAUAUCGUCCGUCUGUCCGACGGUACUUACACCAGCAAACUGUGAGUUAUGGGUUCGAUUGUUUUUUUAUGGUCUUUCUUCAAUCUUUCCACUGGAUUGCAAAAACUUUGACAAUUGAAAGUAUGAACGAUGAGCACUAGGACCUGGUUGCUUUUUUUGCCAGUAUUUGUUUAUUUACAGAAACACAUAUUUACUUUUCCCAUUCUUUAUGGCAAAUCUUUUUCAUGAUAAUUCUUUCCUUUUGGGAAAGCUUGGAUAGUUUUCACCAUUCAUCGCACACGACCAAAAAGAGGUCAUCAUUGAGGUUAUGUAAACUCAUAAUGCCGUUGGGUCUCGUCGUUUAUGGUCAACACUUCUUUUUUUUGCAAACACCUGCAUAUGCUCUCUGACUAUUAAGUUGAGUCGAGAGGAUAUUCUUUUGGUUGAAUAAGACUAUCACAAUACCUCGCUCUCUGCUAGGUAUCAGUCGUAGGUUUCUCUGUUAAUUCAAAGCGACUUAGAUUACCAGAAUGACGACUUAAGCGGUCUGGAGGGUGCCCAUUGUCUGCCGUUUUAAAUUUUUCUUCCUGUCUACUUUUUAAAUCUUGAAAUCCUGUGACGGAACAGGCUGUCUGUACCAACAUGAAGCUGUUCCACCAAAUUCCUAGCCUGCUUUGAGGGUAGAACAAGUUCUUCCCAUUCUAAUAUGUGUGGUAUCACUCGUUGCAGAGCUUAUACGCACGAUGACAAGAAAAACGGUCGGUCAUCUAACGACGAAUUGCGAGGAGUUUGUUCGUGCGCAGAGCGCAAGCCAUGUGACCCGGCUGACCGUCAGGUCAACACUCUUAUACCAUGGUGUCUUCCACAUACGGGAAACCGCCAUAAUCACUGGGCGGGGCUGUACGGUAGACUGGAGUGGGACGGGUACUUCAGUACAACCAUCACGAAUCCUGAGCCCAUGGGAAAGCAGGUCGGCAGGUGCAUUUACGAUACAAUCAGAACAGAGAAAUUCCUUAGAGUACUUAUGACCACUUUUCUGUUUGCGUUGUAAAUUUGGAAUGUCCGAUCUUCUUUCUUUCUUCUGAUUAGGGCCGAGUCCUUCAUCCACAGCAACACAGAGUUGUCAGUGUGAGAGAAUGUGCUAGGUCCCAGGGAUUCCCCGACGCUUAUCGAUUCUAUGGAAGCAUCAUCGACAAACAUCGACAGGUGAGUGGUAAAACAGAACAUGUAAAAUCCGAAGGCGUCUAACAGUUUAGAAUAAAACGUGAAAAGAUAAGAAGUGAAUGAUUGUUUAACCACAUUUUGGUUUAUUUAUUUUGGCAUCAUAUAUAGAAUUUCUGAAAGCGUAGAACAGAUAAAGAAAAACGAUAGAUUUCGAACGCAGUCGCGGAAUGAAGUGAGAUGUUUAUUCUAUCGGAUGAACUAAGAAUAAGUUCUUAUCUCAUUUACUGAUUUACUUUAAUGUACCGGCCUAAUUGACCUUAACCUAAGUUGUACCAUUGUUUAGAUCCGCCGAGGAGAUUUGUAAAAACCUUUCUUAAAGCGAAAAAAAUCAUUUGGCCUCACAAUACCCUGCCUCGCCUCUUUCAAUCUCCAGAGGGCAUACAAGGGAAUUAUUCCUUCUCGGUAGAUAAAAGACACGUUUUUUGGGUUUCUUCAAAGACAAUAUCCGUCAAGGCAAACGAGUUUAGUUGUAGUCUCAUUAUAAGGGAUUUCCGGAUAAAUGAUUACGGCCGUGCGUUUGUCAUCAAGAUUGUGGUGUAUGAAAAUCAAGCUAGGUCACAGGAAGUAGCGUAUCUUAGAAAUUACCCAGUUUGGCGGCGAACCAAAAUAAGCCUUAAACUCUUCAGGAGAAAACCGAGGUUUCUGUUGUUUCUAUUAUCACACCCGCGAACAUACUUGCUUUGCAACUCUUAAGUUACGUAUUUUUGUUUUUUUUAAGCGUUAAUUCUUAAAAGUAGCUUUGCUGGCUUAAUUCACGAAAGGGGAAAUCGUGAGUCACAGUAAAUUGGAUGACCCAACUAACAAAGUAUUUAAACGAAUUUCCUGUUAGUCCGAGGCAAAAUAAAAAUAACCUCCUUGAAUCAAUCCAAGCGAUGGAAAAACUUCACAAGAUGACUUAAAUUAUACUAAUAGGUAUAAAAAAAAUCUGAAGCUUCUUUCGAGAGAAUGAAAACAUCAAAUAUUUUAGACGAUUUAGGGUCACAGAAACGAACGUGACAGCAAAGCUUCCCUCAGGGGAUGGCGUCCGUAAAUAUGGAAUCCACGUCAUUCUGGUGGGCGCUCCCUAGUGGUUUUUUCUUGGGUGAUAUAAACACGCAGUCUGUCAAUUAUUCCUUGUUAUUAAUUGAAAACGCUGUUGCGUCAUUUGUGCGCUUCCAAACGUUCUUAUAUUGGCUAUUAGAACCCUGAAAACCGUGGUUUAUCUAUAGACGGCAUGUUUAUUUAUUUAUUUAUUUUAAUUCUGACUGUACCAAAUGCGUUUCUAUGCGUAGCAGAUAGCCCACUUUUUGAGGACUUAAUCUCACGUAGUCAGCUUGACCACAUGUCAUGCACUAAUAUUGUUGAUCCUCUCCCCGUUAGGUCGGAAAUGCGGUGCCACCGCCCCUAGCGGCCGCUAUUGGCCGUGAAAUAAGAAAAUGUUUAACUCCUGAAUCCAAGUCCAAAUCGCCUGAGUAAAGACCACGCAGUGCACGCUGGCCGUGUAUACCUUUUUUUUUUCGAUCCUUGCCGCGUCAAGACGUCACAUAGGAUUUGUGCAAACAGUAUUUGCACUCUAUACACUCAAAUCUUUCUCGAAUAUAUAUACAUGUACACAUAUAAAUCAGCGUUUCACUCGUAUGCCUUGGGAUUAACACAACCACCGGUUGAUUCGGAAGCCACGUGUUUUUGAGAGCUAUACCGAGCCUACUAAGUAUUUAUUUCACGAUAUAUCACACUCUGCCCCAGUUCUGGCAGCGGAUAGUUUGGCCCAUUUCGUAACAAGUCAUUCAAAC
Molecule: messenger RNA, 6558 nt
Organism: Pocillopora meandrina
Lineage: Eukaryota; Metazoa; Cnidaria; Anthozoa; Scleractinia; Pocilloporidae
Source: the annotation of a GenBank genome assembly